UUUACACCUUUUAUAUACCGUCAAAUUAUACUUGUGGCAUCGUAAAUAAACAAUAAAUAGCUUAUACAAUGGAGAAAAGAAAAAAAAGUGGUAACCAACGAGGCAAGAAAAAUACGAAGAACAAGUCAAACUUGUCCGACAAAAUCACCCGUACGGUAUGUGAUUGCGAAGCAACGAAACACUCGCUCGUCAACAAUUGCUUAAAUUGCGGCAGGAUCGUUUGUUUAAGCGAAGGACCGGGUCCUUGUUUUUUUUGCGGUGCCGAAGUUUCAUACGAAAAAAAUGCUUUGUUGCCACCGAAAUUUACGAAAGAAUCGGACAACAAGCAAAAACAGUUUUCUAAAGAUAAGAAAACGCCAGAUUUACCCAGUGAAUCAUUAAAGUUGAGGGACAGGUUGCUCGAGUUUGAUAAAAAUUGUGCUAGUCGAACUAGUGUCAUUGAUGAUGAGAGUGAUUAUUAUCAGGCCAACAGUACAUGGCUGAGUAAAAGUGAGCGCGAGAAGUUUGAGAAACUUUCUUUGGAGGCACAUGAUAAAAAGCAUGAGUCGCGUUUGAUGAAAAAGUUUGCUGUUGAUUUCACUGGGCGAGUCGAGGUUGAGCAAGAUGAUCCUCUGGAUUUGUUUUGUAAUAUGAAUGCCAUUCAAGACGACAGACACUAUGAUAAUCCAAAUUCCAGGAAUGCCUUUGAUAUAAUUGAAAGACCUAUUUAUGUCGGUGAUGAUAAUUUACCCUCAACUGGACCUGACAUGCAUGAAGAUUCUAUUAGUAACAGGGUCCAGGACAAAGGAAUCUUGGAGAUCACUGAUAAGGGUGUUUGUUUGAGUAUGCAUCAGCCAUAUGCCUCUCUGCUGGUCAGAGGGAUAAAAAAAACUGAAUGCAGAACAUGGUAUAGUUCCCACAGAGGUAGAUUGUGGAUAGCAUCAACCGCUAAAGAACCAAGAGCCGAAGAGAUCAAAGCUAUUGAGGAUAUGUAUCGACAUAUAAGUAGUAAAGAAACUGAGUUUCCUCAAUCUUAUCCUACUGGUUGUCUCAUUGGAUGUGUGACUGUUACUGACGUUUUGUCUCAAGAAGAGUAUCAGAAACUUAAUCCAUACAGUCCAGUUGAGAGUCCUUAUAUAUUCAUGUGUGAAAACUUCUUUGAACUCCCAUUGAAGUACCCAUUGCAAGGGAAGCAUAAGAUUUAUAAAUUAGAACCUGUCAUUCAUCGUGCUGCUCUUAACUGUUUAGAAAAGACUUGUAAGCAGAUGUCGAAAAAAAAUUAAUUAAUUUUCAAUCAUAUAUUUAUAAUUUACAGUUAU
This is a messenger RNA of Copidosoma floridanum, 1298 nucleotides long. RefSeq names its product activating signal cointegrator 1. Lineage: Eukaryota; Metazoa; Arthropoda; Insecta; Hymenoptera; Encyrtidae. Gene Ontology annotation, biological process: rescue of stalled cytosolic ribosome. Gene Ontology annotation, cellular component: RQC-trigger complex; nucleus. Gene Ontology annotation, molecular function: zinc ion binding. The record is from RefSeq and is a predicted model, not a curated record.